Melospiza georgiana is the source of this 736-nucleotide messenger RNA. RefSeq names its product ras-related protein Rab-39B-like. The record is from RefSeq and is a predicted model, not a curated record. Bases 89 to 736 code for a protein of 215 amino acids. Gene Ontology annotation, cellular component: Golgi membrane. Lineage: Eukaryota; Metazoa; Chordata; Aves; Passeriformes; Passerellidae. The transcript has 2 exons. Gene Ontology annotation, molecular function: GTP binding; GTPase activity.
AACGCCUCCUGGGUGGAGGAGCUCCCUGCCUGCCUGAACACGCUCCUGGUGCGAGGGCGGCAGGUCCUGGCAGGCGGCAGAAGCACCGAUGGAGCCACGGUGGCAGUACCAGUUCCGAGUAAUCAUGCUGGGGGACUCGACAGUGGGGAAAUCCUCGCUGCUGCGGCGCUACACCGAAGGUGCCUUCCUGGACACUGUCAACCAGACGGUGGGGGUGGACUUCUACGUCCAAUUCGUGGAGCUGGAGCCAGGGCUGCAAGUGAAGCUGCAGUUCUGGGACACAGCCGGGCAGGAGAGGUUCAGGUCUGUGACUCGCUCCUACUACCGCAACUCAGCCGGGGGGAUGCUGCUUUUCGACAUCACCAACCGCACAUCCUUUGAGAGCAUCCGGCAAUGGCACCAGGAGGUGACUGACACCAUCCAACCCUUCCGCAUGGUCUUCCUGCUGGUGGGGCACAAGAGUGACCUGGCUGGGCAGCGCCGGGUGGGCCAGAGGGAGGCGGAGAAGUUGGCGGCCUCACUGGGUGUCCAGUACGUGGAGACCUCAGCCAAAGAUGCUUCCAAUGUAGUCCAGGCCUUUCAGAUGCUGACAGUUGCCAUUUACCAAGCGCUGCAGACGGGGCGGUUGGUGGCCACUGAGGCAUGGGAUGGGGUGAAGAGCAGCAUCCCACUGCCAGUGCUGCCCAAGGCUCAGGCACAGGAGAAGGAGGAGAAGCAGAAGAGAUGCUCGUGCUAG